CCCAGGAGGCCCUAGCAAGGCUGACUGCCCUUAAAACCGGGCUAUUCUUCUGGCUCUUGAUUCAGCCUAAGUUCGAAGAGCACAAGGUUGUUCUAUAAAGGGUGUAUGGGUAACUUAUCCCAGCAUUUAAUGUUCCUUUAUUCUUUUUUUUUUUCCUUUUUACUGGAAACAAGAGUCUGAACUGGUCAUGCUUUGGGCUGAUGCCAGUGUGCCUGGUAGCCAUGCCCCAUAAUACUUAACAUUUAUGGGUGAUUGCUAGGUGCCAACGUUGUACGGAGAGAACUUUCCACGGACAUCCUGUUCAAUCCUUAGAGGCUGACAACAAGGUGGUCAGCAUCGGCACGUUCAGCCUUUCAGUGAUGAGGACGCUUCGAUAGAAACAAUGAGCCACGGCAGCGGCUACAGCGAUCCUUCCAGUGUUGCUGAAGAUGGACCAGAAGUCCUUGAUGAGGAGGGAACUCAGGAAGACUUAGAGUACAAGUUGAAAGGAUUAAUCGACCUGACCCUUGACAAGAGUGCAAAAACAAGGCAAGCAGCUCUUGAAGGUGUUAAAAAUGCACUAGCUUCAAAAAUGCUCUAUGAAUUUGUUCUGGAGAGAAGAAUGACUCUAACUGAUAGCGUUGAACGCUGUCUGAGGAAAGGGAAGAGUGACGAGCAGCGAGCGGCUGCCGCGUUGGCAUCUGUCCUGUGCAUUCAGUUGGGCCCUGGAAUCGAAAGUGAAGAGAUUUUAAAAACUCUUGGACCAAUCCUAAAGAAAAUAAUUUGUGAUGGGACAGCUAGUGUCCAGGCCAGGCAAACUUGUGCGACUUGCUUUGGUGUUUGCUGUUUUAUUGCCACAGAUGACAUUACUGAGCUGUAUUCAACUCUCGAAUGCUUGGAGACUGUCUUCACCAAGUCCUAUCUGAAAGACAAAGACACGAAUGGUAUUUGCAGCACCCCCAACACGGUGCUUCAUAUCAGCUCGCUCCUUGCAUGGACGUUGUUGCUGACCAUAUGUCCCAUCAGCGAAGUCAAGAAAAAGCUCGAGGUGCAUUUCCACAAACUUCCCAGCCUCCUCUCUUGUGAUGAUGUAAACAUGAGGAUAGCUGCUGGUGAAUCUUUGGCACUCCUCUUUGAACUGGCCAGAGGGAUGGAGAGUGACUUUUUUUAUGAAGACAUGGAGUCUUUGACGCAGAUGCUGAGGACCUUGGCCACGGAUGGAAAUAAGCACCGAGCCAAGGUGGACAAGCGGAAGCAGCGCUCGGUGUUCCGGGACGUCCUGCGGGCCGUGGAGGAACGGGAUUUUCCGACAGAAACUGUUAAAUUUGGUCCUGAGCGCAUGUAUAUUGACAGCUGGGUCAAAAAGCACACCUAUGACACCUUCAAGGAGGUUCUGGGAUCAGGGAUGCAGUACCACUUGCAGUCAAAUGAAUUCCUCCGCAAUGUCUUUGAACUCGGACCCCCAGUGACGCUUGAUGCUGCAACGCUCAAAACUAUGAAGAUUUCCCGCUUUGAGAGGCAUUUAUAUAACUCCGCAGCGUUCAAAGCGCGAACAAAGGCUCGCAGCAAAUGUCGAGACAAGAGAGCAGAUGUUGGAGAAUUCUUCUAGGUUUUCAGCACCUGAAGAUUUAAAUUUUUUGUUGUUGUUGUUUUGCUAUUUCUAAUGUAUUUAAACUUUAGAGACAGUUUUUAUCUUCGCUCAACUUAGUAAUUUUUUGUACCAGGGGUUAUAUUGUAGUUUCAUGUACAGUAUUGCAAAUGGUGAGUUCUGAUCAUUGAGUAUUCUGUGUAAAUAUAAUCAGUAAACAAAAUGUAAUGUUUAGUCUUAACCUAUUUAUGAAAAGAGAAAUAACUGUGUUUCACAUGAUUUCCUGAUGCAAAAAAAAGUCAUAGCCAAGGUUUCAUUUCUUAUGCAUGAGGUUGUCUUCUGAUG
This is a messenger RNA of Ochotona princeps (American pika), 1912 nucleotides long. RefSeq names its product interferon related developmental regulator 1 (gene IFRD1). Lineage: Eukaryota; Metazoa; Chordata; Mammalia; Lagomorpha; Ochotonidae. The record is from RefSeq and is a predicted model, not a curated record. Gene Ontology annotation, cellular component: nucleus. The transcript has 12 exons. The coding region runs from base 383 to 1588 and encodes 401 amino acids.